Messenger RNA from Talaromyces marneffei, 1695 nucleotides. RefSeq lists its product as uncharacterized. Gene Ontology annotation, biological process: protein transport; endosome to lysosome transport; protein modification process. The record is from RefSeq and is a predicted model, not a curated record. The transcript has 4 exons. Gene Ontology annotation, molecular function: ubiquitin binding. Lineage: Eukaryota; Fungi; Ascomycota; Eurotiomycetes; Eurotiales; Trichocomaceae. Gene Ontology annotation, cellular component: ESCRT I complex. Bases 1 to 1695 code for a protein of 564 amino acids.
AUGGCGGCUGUGCCGCAAUCCACGCUGACAUGGCUUUGGAAUGUGCUUAUAAAGAACCAUUAUGACCCCAAACAGACCUACCGUGAUCCCAAUCGCACAUACCAUGAUGUCGCUCGAGCGCUGGCGCAAUGCCCUUCCCUUGGACCACGGACAGAUGUAUACACAUAUGAAAAUGGCACGCCGUCGCUUCUCCUCCACCUCGUUGGUACCUUGCCGGUCUCAUUCCGUGGCAACUCGUAUAAUAUCCCGAUAGACACUUGGAUUCCAAGCGCAUAUCCUCUUGAAGCUCCGAUUGUUUAUGUUACUCCGACACCAGAUAUGGUAGUCAGGUCUGGACAGCAUGUCACGUUGGAGGGACGAGUAUACCAUCACUAUUUAGCGCAUUGGCAUGAAACAUGGGAUCGAUCAUCCAUUGUCGAAUUAUUUGCAAUUCUACGAGAUAUCUUUUCCAAAGAGCCCCCAGUUAAAGGUCGCCUUCAAUCAAGGCAACCCGAAACCCCGCGAUCAGGUCCUCCCCCCGUCCCUCCACUUCCUCCAGAGCUUUCUACAUCGCCCAGACCGGCCGAACUACCUUCUACACAACCGCAACAAGCGCCCCCAAGACCGCCUCAACUCCCCCCAAAGCCUGGCCAAACCGCGCGAGUACAAUCCCCGCCCGCAGCACACACACCUGGACCAGCGGUUCCCCCAUUACCUCCAAAGGCACAGAAUGGCCACAAUCAGGAAUGGUCAACUCCUAUAAAUGCGGCCACAGCUCAAUUAAAUCGAUCCGCAAGUUUACGAAGUCAACAGUCGCCUGUGCAUGCAAACUACCAACGAGAUCCACAUACGGACCACCCUCCGGUCCCUGUACAAAGUCAUGGUCCUUAUCAGCCCCAACAAAUGCAGAGUCCUCGACAGUAUGCGGCACCACAGCCUCUGCAAGGCUACCAACAGGCUGUGCAUCAACAACAAUAUCCAUCACAAGCGGGCGUACCAUUUCAGGGUAAUCAAUACCAGCCGCCCUACCAAUCCCCUCAACAAACGAUGACCGCACCGAAACCACCAAAGCCGCAGACUCCUGAUUUACUCACUUCCCCAUUCGACGUUGAAUUACCAUCUAUAACCCCAACGGGUCCCCCACCGCCUGUUCCACCAAAUCCUGAAAAGGACGCGCUCUUGCACACGCUGUCCCGGACAUUGACCGAAAACCUGCAGGGAAAUGUGUCGCAGUCCAAAUCCGCUGUGACCUCUCUACAAUCGCAAUCCCAGGCUUUGAGUUCCGCCAUGAUCACGCUACAAGGCGAACUUGCGACAUUAAACAACUUCAAGGCAACAAUACAAUCCAAUAUAAACAUCCUCCAGCAAUCGCUCCAUCGUGCGGAUGCAGUGAUAGCAGACGCCAAAGCUCGCACUGGUCAAUCAGGAACGGGUACUACAACCGCAACUGGACUUCCUGCCAUAGACGAUGUACUCGUUGCUCCGACAGUGGUCGGAAAACAACUAUACGAUUUGGUAGCCGAUGAGCGAGGAAUCCAACAAGCCAUCUACGCACUACAAGCGGCGCUUGUUAAGGGGGUAAUUGGUGCCGAUAUCUGGUCACGUCAUACACGUAGCUUGGCUCGGGAGGCGUUUAUUAAGCGUGCAUUAAUCCGGAAAAUUGCGCUUGGAAUGGGAUUGGAUUUGGGAGAAGAUGCUCUCCGGCCUGAGUCAUGA